AUGGCCGCAGCACGAAUAGGCAGCCCCGGUCCGGCCAGGCUGAAGGCGCCCGCGAGCUCGAGCACCACCUCCGAGUCCGUCACAUCUUCUGGCGUCCGUCUGGCAUCGCCUGCUCCUUUGCCGCACCGUCGGGUCGCGCGUCCUUUGUCCUCCGACUUCCUCUCCGACAAGGCCACUGCUGCCAUGAUCCGGCGAACCCUCUGCGCCCAACACCUUGCUGACAGAGGGAGGAACACCCCCGCACCCGUACAAGAGCUGUUGCCUCCUCUGACAAGUCGGAACGAUGUGGAUCUGCAGCUCUAUGCUCUUAUCUCCAUCAUCAUCAGGGAGUUUGUUCAGAAUUGGUACGCGCGCAUCACACCGGACGAGACGUUUGUCGCCGAGGUCAUACAAAUCAUCGCCCACUGCACUCGCGCUUUGGAACAAAGGUUGCGGAAGAUCGACCUAGAGAGCUUGUUGUUUGAUGAGCUGCCAGAGCUAUUCGAUGCACAUAUUCGGGCAUAUAGGACUGCGAAGAGUUCAGCCGCCCGGCCUCCGAUCAAAGUGAACUCACGCGAAAUAUAUCAUUCCCUUUGUCCUCUACCCGCGCUGUCGCCAGUCCCCAAGUCUGGCGACCCGGAGAGUGUUCAGGCUCAAGCAGACAAUGAGAGCGCGUAUCGCCAACUUCUGGUGCAGGGUGUUCUCGCCGUGCUACUCCCCACUGAGGAUCUCGAAAAUGAGUGUCUUACAUCUCUGGUUGGACAACUAUUCUCGGAGAUGAUCAUCGGCACCCUCGUGGCCAACAAAGUAUCGGAGCCAUGGCUUAUAUGGGAGAUUCUGAUCAUGGUCACAAGACUAGUACGCAAAAGAAGCACAGUAGAGACCACUGAUCCCAAGUCCACCGGAGCUCGUGUCACGCAAGGUACGGACUUCAGCGAAACCCGAACAUCUGUAGGCAACCAGACCUGGUCUCUCCAACGGAAAUUCUGGGCUAUGGUCCAAUGGGUGUUUCUUGCGGUAAGCUCGAUGCGCCUCAUUGUCAGCACCAUGGUUCUCUCGGGAUCGUUGCCUCGGAGGUUACCUCCUAGUUCGGCGCGCCCAAUGGAUACGACUACCCAUGAAGGCGGCGAGAAGCUUCAAGCUUCGGCGGCGUCUGAGACCGUCGCAACACCGAUCAAAGCUCCCAUCAUCGACUUCCGAAUAUGGCCGUGCAUUGGAAACCUGCUCGAAAUGGAAGCACGCAUGCCUUGGCUGCGCGGAGCCUUGUCUAUGCUGCAAUGGGGAGCCAUGAGAGGGCCAGGGAAAAUUGCCGGGCUCGAUGGGACCCUCGACAGACUCCUCUCACACUAUAUCCACGUCUAUGUUCUCGAUGCCGCUCAACUACCCCCGCUCCUUCGAGCGAUCCGUGCCGCCGUUUUCCCCAACAAUGCGCCAGGUUCAUCCAGCCUGAUGGCCCCCUCAUCCGACGAGCAGCUGGCCGUCUUGCGUCGCAGAUGCGCUAGCGCACUUUUGGCCCUUGUUCCGAAGAGGGUGGGCAGACUUUAUUAUGGUAGCACCACUUGGCCAUGGUCUGGCUCAAAGGCUAGCAGUGAACCGCAAAGCAGAGAUAACUCGCGGUCCGGACCGCUGGAGAGCAACACCAGCAAUCGCACUGCAGAUGAUAUCAGUAGUACCGGAGAGGAAGUUCCACGCGUGCGGUUUACUGAUGAGGGUAAGCCUGGCAAGCGAAAGGAUACAACGUUGACAUCAGAUCCGAACCGACAAUUUCCGGAGACCGGUGAGCGGCCGGACGAGGCCGGUGACGAUUAUCAGGCUGACAUGUGUCACGAAGACGAGGAUGAGGACAGGAUCCUAUCCGAGAUUGAGACAGGCGUUCUCGACGUCUUCUCGGAUGCCUACUGCAAUAAGCACUUGGUGUACGGGAUCCUGGAGUUGGUACUUGUGCGUCUCAUUCCCGAGCUGGCCGAGAGAGGCAUUGACGACUUAUGGGAGGAGAGGUUGAGUUAA
Messenger RNA from Anthostomella pinea, 1986 nucleotides. Lineage: Eukaryota; Fungi; Ascomycota; Sordariomycetes; Xylariales; Xylariaceae. The record is from the annotation of a GenBank genome assembly.